Messenger RNA from Cucurbitaria berberidis CBS 394.84, 939 nucleotides. RefSeq lists its product as uncharacterized. Lineage: Eukaryota; Fungi; Ascomycota; Dothideomycetes; Pleosporales; Cucurbitariaceae. The record is from RefSeq and is a predicted model, not a curated record. The transcript is spliced from 3 exons. Bases 1 to 939 code for a protein of 312 amino acids.
AUGCGCUCUAGCAACAAGAACUACAUCGAUCUCAGCGAGAACCGACAUGAGCGACGGGAGGGCACGCCGUGGUAUUGGCGCCUUAUAGCACUCGUUGCGUCGUGGAUGAUACUGGGAGGAUACCUCAUACUACCAGGCCUCUACGCGAAAGACGCACAACUGAAGAUCAGCCAAGCAGUGCUAUCCGUCUUCGUUGUCGCACUCCUCACAGCGGGCUACUCCUUCACGGCGCUACUCUGCUUCGCAUGUCGCAAUGAAUUGUUCCAGGCAGAGGGAGUCUUCCUACCCGCCCUCGUCUCCUCUGCCUUCGGUCUCCUCUCGAUCGCCUACAACUUUUCCUUGUCGCACGCCUAUGUUUGGGAAACCUCCGCAAUUACUGGCACAGCAGUCAGCACCACAGCGACCCUGCUCUACAGCGCACUCCUCCUCUGGACAAAUCGCCGGAUAGUUAAGAUGAGAGAGCAAGCAGGGGAGCGCGCAAACCUUUGGUCAGAACAGUCAUACUACAGCAACUUUAUCCAGAACAUGUACCCGACCGCCGUUCGCACACCCCCACAAGUGCCCGAAGCCGCAAUCACCGAAGACGAACGCGUAAAUCAGCAAAUGGCCUUGCUCCUCAUGAAAGCAGAUGCUCGGCCAAGCCCCGACGCGAACAGCACUACGUUCAGGAUAGACCUGCCAGAAGACAGAGAAGAGCAGGAACGACACGCGCGCAGCCAGGAGUUAGUAGGCACACCAGGCCAAAUACAUACAGACUGGAAUCGCAAUCGGGCAGACAGCAGACCGGACAGUCUCAGUGAGCAGCAAGCCUGGCAACAAUGGCAGCAACAUCGCGGGCGGACGACGAUCCGGCCAUCGAGCACUAGCCAGCGGAGUAACCACUCGAGAAAUCUAAGCCGGGAAGAGCGGAGGAGAGAAAUCGAACAUGGCGGUGCAUGA